GUAUAAGAGCCCCUGUCCCGGAGCUGGCUGUGACACAUCAAGUCUCGCUCCCUGAAACUCGACUGACUGCAAUCAUGAGAUCUUCUCUACUCGUCCUGGCUCUGUUCGUGGGCACAAGCCUGGCGCUGGACUGCCAAGAGAUUGACGGGCGACUCAAGCAGAUCGACGUCAGCGACGGGCAGGUGUUCGGCGUGAACAGCGAAGACUCGAUCUUCACUCGCUAUGGAAACAGCUGGGUGCAGGUCCCAGGGGCCCUCAAGCACGUUACCGUGGGGCCCGCUGGAGUCUGGGGCGUCAACAAGGACAAUCUCAUCUUCAAGAUGAUCGGGGGACGCUGGCAACAGACUCAAGGUCUACUGAAGCAGAUUGAUGCAGGAGGAGACCAAUUCGUCGCUGGAGUUAACAUGUUUGAUGGCAUCUACUGCCUGGAUCGCAAUCCCACAGUGACCACGCGUGGAGGCGCGGCCGCCAUUCCCUGGAACCAGCUUCCCGGGGCCCUCAAGUACUACUCCUGUGGCCCCCAGAGCUGCUGGGGGGUGAACUCUGCCGACCAGAUCUACGUGAUGAAGGGGGUGACCCCGGACGCCUGCAUGGGCAGCAAGGCAUGGCAGCAGGUCCCCGGAGCGCUGUCCAUGAUCGAGGUGUCCACCGACGGCAGUGUGUAUGGGGUCAACUCUGCCGGGAACGUGUAUCGCAGGGACGGGAUCAGCGCUAGUAAUCCUGCCGGCACUGAUUGGACCUUCCUGAGCAUGUGCGGGAAAAGCAAGCAUGUGUCAUAUGACCUGGGUGUGCUCUGGGUGAUCAGCCAAGAAGACAAGAUCCUGGUCUGCAGCUAAACAAAAAAACAUGAUAUAUUGCGCUUGCAUUGUAGCCCUGUACCGCCCUGUAACACCUGCAAGUUGCCUUGGAUAAACGCGUCUGCCAAAUAAAAAAUAAUCAUAUUUUUUUACCCCAGAAGAGCUUAAAGAGGGACAACAAACACGUUUGUUACCACUCGCAAUCACAAGUACAUCUUCACUCAUCUCUCAUUGCUUUGCUUAAAACUGUUUUGUUUCACAGUCUUGUUUUUUAUGCCUGGUACGGACUGUACUGUUCUCUCCAUGGAACAGCAGCAUGUUGAGUUUCUUUUAAUCUUCUUCCUGCUCAACACCUCCACCUUAUAGAAAUAAAGCAUUAUAAAAAAAAAAAAAAAA
Messenger RNA from Polyodon spathula (Mississippi paddlefish), 1193 nucleotides. Its product is annotated as fish-egg lectin-like. The transcript has 4 exons. The record is from RefSeq and is a predicted model, not a curated record. The coding region runs from base 75 to 836 and encodes 253 amino acids. Lineage: Eukaryota; Metazoa; Chordata; Actinopteri; Acipenseriformes; Polyodontidae.